This is a messenger RNA of Solanum pennellii, 683 nucleotides long. RefSeq lists its product as uncharacterized. The record is from RefSeq and is a predicted model, not a curated record. Lineage: Eukaryota; Viridiplantae; Streptophyta; Magnoliopsida; Solanales; Solanaceae. The transcript has a single exon. The coding region runs from base 68 to 556 and encodes 162 amino acids.
AACACAAAGAAGCAAAGAAACAACUUCAAAAAGCAUAUUUACUUUCUCUUAAUUUUCAAUAUUUGACAUGCAAGAAAAGUUGAGAAUGCAGAGGAAUAGAUCGAUGGUAGCUCGUAGAGCUUGGAAUGUUCUCCGAUUAGCCUUGUUAUGGACGAGAAAAGGUGGCAUUUUCAAGUACAAACAUCUCCGUUUACUUCCUAAAUAUAUUAGAAGUCUCCGUUAUACCAAUGAUCAUGAUCACUCACUAUAUUAUGGUGAGCGUGAGUUUUCGUUUGAUGAUACCCCUAUUAUUCAUGUUAAAAUGCAUCGUCCUGCUUCCUUGCGUUUCAAGAUGCCAAACAUCCCCUGCAUCAAACCUCAAGUCGAUUCUGACUUUGACUUUGACUUUGAGCACGAUGAUGAAAUGAACAAUGAUGAUGAUAAUGGUCCUAGGAAGAGCUUCUUGAAUACUGAGGAUGAGAAUUGUGAUGAAGCUAUUGAUAUGAAGGCAGAAGAGUUUAUUGCAAAGUUCUACGAGCAAAUAAAACUUCAAAGACAAAUAUCAUAUUUACAAUAAUUAAAUACUACAUGCAAACCUUCAAUUUCAUAUUUUCUUUGUUUAAAUUACAUAGCACUAGUUUGUACAUAGAAGAGGUACUCCAUCAAUCCAUUUCACAUUAAUGGUAAAACUAGAGUUUUUGGUA